AUGAAGACCAAUCAUGCACAUCAAAUUCAGAAAUCAAAGAACUCAUUAGAAAAGCUCAAUGGCGCAUUUAUUGAGGAGGCACAGGAAAUAGAAUCUCAGAAUUGUCUCAAAGCCAAGAGUAUACUUGCCAAAAUGGAAAGGACUAUAGAUGUACAGAAUGAGACUAUUCAAGAGAUAAAGCUACAAGGGGAAAAGUUGGUAAAAAUCAAGGAGAGUUCUAUUGCUGUUUAUAAAAACGCCGAAGCAGCCAAUGAAGUGAGUCAUAGAAUCAGACAGGAGUCCAGCAUAUUCCCCAGCUUUAGCAAUCUUUUCAGGGGAGUUAAGAGAUGGUGGAAAAAGGAUAGAAGGGGAGAAAAGUACAUAGAAAGCAUAAAGAAUAGAAAGAAAGAGGAUGUUACUGCGCCUGCUGUUACUGAAGAGGUAUUUGAGCCAUUAAACGAGGAGACAGUUCCUGGUGAGAACAAGACGGACAGUGAGUUGAGUAAGAUACUUACAUGUGUGAAGAAAGUGGAGGCUGGCGCACGUACCCAGCUUCAGAUCUUGAAAACCCAGGAUGACGACAUAAAUGACAUCACCAAGAUAGGUGAGUAUUCAAAGGGUAUUGUGGACAGUACAGAGAAGGAAAUGAGGAAGAGGUAG
Molecule: messenger RNA, 639 nt
Organism: Vittaforma corneae ATCC 50505
Lineage: Eukaryota; Fungi; Microsporidia; Nosematidae
Exons: 1
Coding region: 1-639 (212 amino acids)
Source: RefSeq, a predicted model, not a curated record